This is a messenger RNA of Ostrea edulis (European flat oyster), 6564 nucleotides long. RefSeq lists its product as uncharacterized. Gene Ontology annotation, cellular component: cytosol; nucleus. The transcript is spliced from 42 exons. Gene Ontology annotation, molecular function: oxidoreductase activity; phosphopantetheine binding; ATP-dependent protein folding chaperone. Gene Ontology annotation, biological process: protein folding. NCBI's taxonomy places the organism in Eukaryota, Metazoa, Mollusca, Bivalvia, Ostreida, Ostreidae. The record is from RefSeq and is a predicted model, not a curated record.
AUUGUAAUGCGACUUGAACCAUCGUCGGAACCCACGGUUUUUCUCUCUCCGUUAAACUGCAUUCAAUGCAGUUUAACGGGGAGAAAAACCGUGGGUUCCGACGAUGGACUUGAACAAACAAAAACAAAUAUUUUCAGAAAAAUUAAUAUCCGAAUUGAUAAUUCUUUUUACGAUGACGUCAUUUCCUUGAACUUUCUCGAAAUUUCUGCGGGACUAUUUCAAUGGUCAUUAAGGCGGAGAAGAAAGCCGACAGCAUUUCACGUGUCUUCUAGAAAGAACGUGAUUUACGAGUACAUCGUGCAAGCAGUCUACAUUUUUACUUAUAGUUAAUAUUAGCAAGAACUGUCAUAUAUCAUCGGAAAAACUUUUAUUGGCUAACAUGUCGGUUGUUGGUGUUGAUGUUGGAAGCCUCACAUGCUUCAUCGGGGUAGCAAGGACUGGAGGUAUAGAAACCAUCGCAAAUGAAUACAGCGAUCGGUGUACACCAGCAUAUGUGUCAAUGAAUGAGAAUACAAGGGCCAUUGGAGUGUCUGCCAAAAACCAGUGCAUCUCAAACUUGAAAAACACAUUCUCAUGUUUUAAGAGGUUUAUUGGAAGACAAUUCGAGGAUCCUUUAGUGCAAAGAGAGUUGACAAAUUAUCCAAGACCUUUCAUAGUGACACCUAGUCCAACAGGAGGCAUACUUUUACAGGCGAGGUACAUGGGAGAAUUACAAUCCUUCACUCCAGAACAGAUCACAGCAAUGUUGCUGACAAAGAUCAAAGAAACAGCAGAGAAUGUACUCAAGACCAAAGUUGUUGAUGUUGUAGUAUCGGUUCCCACCUAUUUCACAGACGUGGAGAGGAGAGCUAUGCUGGACUCCUGUCAGAUUAGUGGAUUGAAUUGUCUCCGACUUUUGAAUGACUCUACUGCAGCAUCAUUGGCAUAUGGUAUCUACAAGCAAGACCUGCCUGCAGAGAAUGAAAAACCAAGGAAUGUGAUAUUUGUUGAUAUGGGAUAUUGCACCACACAAGUUGCGGCAGUGGCAUUCAACAAGGGAAAACUCAAGAUGCUAGCAGUGGAAUCAGAUCCAAGUCUUGGAGGAAGAGAUUUUGACAAAGUUCUUGUAGAAUAUUUUGUUGAAGAUAUCAAAACAAGAUACAAAGUUGAUGCCAACACUAACCAAAAGGCUUAUGUGAGAUUAACUCAAGAAUGUGAAAAACUGAAAAAAUUGAUGAGUGCAAACUCGACCACCAUUCCUUUAAAUAUUGAGUGCUUCAUGAAUGACAAGGAUGUUUCAGGAAGAAUGGAUAGGGCAAAGUUUGAGGAAAUGUCUGCCAGUUUGAUAGAAAGAGCUAGAGCAUUAUUUACAAAAAUCAAGGCUGAAUGUAAGGAUAUAUACUCUGUUGAGAUUGUGGGAGGUUCAUCGCGUGUCCCUGCAGUGAAGAAUUUGGUACAGGAAGUAUUCGGCAAGGAGCCCAGCACAACUUUGAAUGCUGAUGAAGCUGUGGCUCGUGGCUGUGCACUGCAGUGUGCUAUCUUGUCUCCAACCUUUAGAGUACGGGAUUUCUCCAUUGUGGAUACACAGUCAUACCCUAUCACACUGUGUUGGCAAGGAGGCACCGAAAGUGACUCGUCUUUGGAGGUAUUCCCGCGAUUUCACCAAGUCCCAUUCUCAAAAAUGUUGACAUUCUAUCGCAAGGAACCAUUCCAAUUGGAAGCAAGAUACACAUCACCAGAGAUUGUCCCACAUAGAGAGUCUUAUAUAGGAUGUUUCAAUAUACAAAAAGUCACUCCAGCUGCCAAUGGGGAAAGUGCUAAAGUGAAAGUAAAAGUACGAGUCAACAACCAUGGUAUCUUUUCGAUCAUGUCUGCCACACAGACAGAACAGCUAGAAGAGGACGGAAAGGAGGAGGAAAACAUGGAUGUUGACACGGAUAAGAAAGCUGACAAUCCACCACCUGCAGAGGCCCAGGUUAAUGGAGAGGUUCCUCCUCAGUCGGGAGAGACACCCAUGCAGACUGAUCAAGCAGGGGAAAAUAAAACACCAGAGAAAAGUGAAGCUGGAGAGAAGAAAGAAGAGGGCAAAGACGAUAAAGAUGCUAAAAAAUCAGCAAAGAAAAAGGUGAAGAAAACGGACCUUCCAGUGGAACAGCUCGUACCUCAGCUGCCACAAGAAGAGAUUCAUAAGCUGAUAGAGCGGGAGGCUGAGAUGAGAAUGCAGGACAAGUUGGAGAAGGAGCGCUGUGAUGCCAAGAAUGCGGUGGAGGAGUAUGUGUAUGAAAUGAGAGACAAGAUUGCAAAUGAUUUUGCACCAUUUAUCAAAGAAGAGGAUGCAGAGAAAUUCAGCAAACUGUUGAUGGAGACUGAGGAUUGGUUAUAUGAUGAGGGAGAUGACCAGAAGAAACAAGUCUAUAUAGACAAGCUAGAAGAAAUGAAGGAAGUUACAGUAUUUUUUUUUCUUCUCUUCACUUUUGAAAAAACAGAUGCUACAGCUCUUUAGUAGAAUACGAAAAUGGAAUAUGAGAAAGAGGGCCUCCUCCACGAGAUGUUUGUCAGGCAGGCAGACAGUACACCAGACAAAAUUGCUAUUGUUGAAGCUGGAGGAAGACAACUGACCUAUCGAGAUUUAAACAGUGACUCUAAUAUCCUGGCCAAAUCUCUAAAAAGAACAGGUGUUAAAGCAGAUUCCUGUGUGGGAAUAUAUCUCAACAAAAGCAUCGAGUUCACGGUUACAUACAUCGCCAUUUUGAAAGCAGGUGGUGCCUAUCUACCUCUUGAUGUGUCUUACCCUGCAUCGUUGCUUGGGUCUGUCCUGAAAGAUGCCGAACCAGUGGCAGUCAUUACCUCCCCAGAUCUUCUUAGCAAUAUCGAAGGAGUAGAAAAUAUCAUUUUACUGGAUGGUGGUUGGCAGAUGAGACAAGAAAAAGAAAAUGAAGCCUACAAAAAUGAAACGUUCGAUUUAUCACUGGACAAUCUUGCUUACAUAGUCUACUCGUCUGGAACUACAGGACGCCCCAAGGGAAUUAUGUGUCCUCACCGAGGCUCCGUGUUCUCCUAUCAUCACAGACACAUCGUGUUUCCCUAUGAGACAGAGGACAGAGAAGCAUGUAACAUCUUCUUCACUUGGGAAAUGCUAAGACCCCUCCUCAAAGGAAUUCCAAUGUAUAUCAUUCCAAACACAGUGAUAUAUGACCCGCCCCUUCUGUGCCAGUUCAUUAAAGACCAUGCCAUAACCCGCAUGCUGUUCACUCCCUCCUUACUGGAGGCCAUACUAAACUCACCAGGACUUCAACUCAAGGACAUGUUCAAGUCAUUCAAACAGAUUUGGUUUUGUGGAGAAGUUGUCACAACAGCCUUACUGCAGAGAUGUAUGAAUUUGUUACCCUGGAUAAGGUUCAUCAACCUGUACAGUAUAUCCGAGUGUCAUGAUGUGGCCUGUGAGGAUCUAUCACAAUACUUCACAGAACAUAAGGAUGCUUUGAAGACCAGAAAAUUCUGUCCAGCAGGUCAGAUCUUAUCUGGGGUCAGCAUCAUCAUUAUGGAUGAGGAAGGAAACCCCCAGCCUGUGGGAUCAUCUGGAGAGAUAUUUAUUGGAGGACCUACUCUAGCAAGAGGUUACCUGAAGAGACCAGAGAUGACAGCCACUAGGUUUAUAAAGAGAAGAGAGAAUGUAGCUGCAUCCUGUGGUGACAGGCUCUACAGGACUGGGGACUGGGGUUACAUGCUGUCUGAUGGCAGACUGGAAAUCUGUGGUAGAUGUGACUCAAUGGUUAAAAUCAGAGGUUAUUCCAUAGAAGUUCAGGCUGUGGAAGCAGCCCUGAUGGACCUCUCUAUGAUUAAUGCUGCUGUGGUCUUAGUCAAGGGAGCAGAAGGGGAGGACAAAUUUCUGGUGUCCUAUAUUGUACCUGAAGGCCAGACGUCAAAGAAAGAGGUCCGCUCAGCCCUCAAGCAAAAACUCCCCUUCUACAUGAUCCCUUCCUACUUCAUCUUCCUUUCCAGCAUUCCAAUAGUUCAAGCCACAGGAAAAUUAGACAAAAAUGCAUUACCUCCCUUUGACAAAGAGUCUUCAGAGGAUGGCUGCAGUCUGAUGUCACCUUCCACAGAAACCGAGAAAAUUGUGACAGUCAUGUGGACAAAAGUUCUAAACAUCAGACAUGCCGACAUUGAAGAAAGCUUUUUCGAUCUAGGAGGGCAUUCACUUCUUGCCACAAAAUUACUGAAUCAUAUCAGGGAAAAAUUUAACAUCAACAUUGCUGUCAAGGACUUGUUUUUGUUCCCUACAAUAUCAUCCAUCAGUAGACUCAUUGACACCAAACUGAAUAAAUCUGAAGAUGUAAGACCACUGCCAUUCCAGAAAGUGAAUCUUGUGAAUGAGGUUCAAGUUCACAAUCAAGUCAAAGUCAAUAUUGACAUGCAGCUGAGAGCCUUUUGGAGAAUCUUUAACCUUGGCAAUAAAAAUAGAUUCCGGAAAGCAAGAGUCCUAUUAACGGGUGCCACAGGGUUUCUAGGAGCCUUUCUUUUAAAGGAACUUCUUUUGCAGACUAAGUGUUCUGUCACUUGUUUGGUUCGAGAGAUCCCGGGGCUGUCUGGCCAGAUGAGAGUGGAGAAUACACUCAGACAGUUUGGAAUUCUGGCAUCCAGCUCCACCCCCUCUGAACAGCAGGGUCUCCUGGCUAAACUGUUCCAAAGCAACGUACAUAUUGUUCAAGGAGAAGUAGCCUUGGUCAAUCUGGGAAUGAACGAUGAUGACUACAACUAUUUGUGUACAGAUACAGACUUCAUCAUCCAUGCAGCGGCUGCAGUUAAUCUAGUGUACCCAUACAGUGCUUUACAUGGAGCUAAUGUACGAGGCACUGCCAAUGUUGUACAAUUUGCAUGUACUGGGAAGAUUAAGCCCAUCCAUUACAUCAGCACAGAUGCAGUGUUUCCCAAUGGUGGAGAGAAUUGUGAAGAGGAUGCUGAUAUAUCCACCUUUAGCGACAGACUGACAGAUGGAUACUCACAGUCCAAGUGGGUGGCAGAGCAGAUUAUUACUAGUGCCCGAAAGAGAGGAAUUCCUGCAGCUAUUUACAGGCUAGGUAACAUGAGUGGGGACAGACUUGGUGCCCAUUGGAAUCCCCAGGACUUUACCCUGAUGAUCCUACAGGCCUGUGUAGGACUGGGAAUUGCCCCUAUUGUGGACUGGGAAAUGGAAAUGACUCCAGUGGACUUUGCAGCAGAGUUUAUUGUCAAGAUGACUUAUAACCUGUCACUUUCUCUAGGGAAAACCUUCCAUGUUGUCAAUGACAAGCCCCUGCAGUCAAGAUGGGUUUUUGAGUGGAUGAAUGCCCAUGGUUACCCUAUCCAACUCAUCAAAUUCAAAGACUGGAAAGACAGAGUGUUACAAGAAAAUGAUAAACUACAAAAAAAUUGUGAAAAUUUACGAGGAAUAAUAGAGUCAUAUGCAAGCGAUUCAGAAUUUUUCUCUAAACUAAGCACCUAUAAAACGGAGAACUUCCAGCAGGCUUUGAAAGCCUUAGAGAUGAACUAUCCGUACACAGACAACAUCAUGCUCAGUCAUUAUUUCCAGCAGUUGACGAGACAGAAAAUUAUAAAACCACUACUUUCCAAGUCUACAAAGACAGGAAAGAAACUGAGUGGUAAAGUUGCCAUUGUCACCGGGGCAUCCAGUGGUAUUGGAGAGGCCAUUGCUAGAGGACUGGCGACAGAAGGGGCCAAAGUUGCCUUGGCAGCACGGAGGAUUGACCGCUUGGAGAGACUCCAGAAGCAGAUUGAAGAAGAGGGAGGGAUAGUAGUUUGUAUCAAAACAGAUGUCACUCUGAGAAAUGAGGUAAAAGAACUAGUUCGACACACAGAGUCUGUGCUGGGACCAGUGGACAUUCUUGUGAACAAUGCUGGCAUCAUGUACUACACUAUGAUGAAGAACUUGAAUGAAGACCAGUGGGAGGCACAGAUUGACAUCAAUUGCAAGGGAUUAACAAAUUGUAUUGGGGGAGUGCUGGAUGGGAUGCUUAAGAGGAAAUCAGGCCACAUAGUUAAUCUCUCCUCAGAUGCAGGCAGAAAGGGGUUCCCAGGACUUGCUGUGUACUCUGGAACUAAGUUUUAUGUAGAAGGGCUGUCUCAGGCAUUGCGCCAGGAAGUGUGUGGGAGUGGCAUCCGGGUCACUUGUGUACAACCAGGGGAUGUUCAAACUGAAUUGUUUUCUCAUACAACUGACAAGGAGGCAAAAGAUGCCUAUGAUGGAAGCAGUAACCACAAGAUUCUGGAGCCUUCCGAUAUAGCCAAUGCUGUGGUCUAUGCCACCUCUCAACCAGAGUAUGUGGGUGUGAAUGAAAUCCUAAUAGAACCAAGAGAAGCACCAGUUUGAAAGCACAGAUAUUUUUCUAGUUGAAAAAAAAGACUCUUGUAUAUUUGUCUAUUAAGUUACAGAGAAGAAAAAACAUUUUUCAUGAUGAAUGUGCAAAUAUGAAAUAUUAAUUUUCAUUGUCAGAUGUCAAUUCUGUUCCUUGUGUAUACUUUACUGUAAAAUUAGUAUAUAUCUACAUUGGUAAGAUGUUCAAUAAAACAAGGAAAGAAACAGAA